Molecule: messenger RNA, 1503 nt
Organism: Penicillium longicatenatum
Lineage: Eukaryota; Fungi; Ascomycota; Eurotiomycetes; Eurotiales; Aspergillaceae
Product: UbiD family decarboxylase
Exons: 2
Coding region: 1-1503 (500 amino acids)
Biological process (GO): cinnamic acid catabolic process; ferulate metabolic process
Cellular component (GO): cytoplasm
Molecular function (GO): carboxy-lyase activity
Source: RefSeq, a predicted model, not a curated record
AUGGUUGCCAACGAGCCUCAUCUAUGCUUCCGCUCCUUUGUUGAGGCUCUCAAGGCUGAUAACGACUUGGUGGAGAUCAACGAUCCCGUUGAUCCCUAUCUUGAAGCCGCCGCGAUCACUCGCCUUGUCUGCGAAACCGACGAUAAGGCCCCUCUUUUCAACAAUGUAGUCGGCGCACAGAACGGCCUGUUUCGCAUCCUUGGUGCUCCAGGCUCCCUCCGAAAAUCCCCCAAGGAUCGCUAUGGCCGACUUGCCCGUCACCUGGCUCUGCCCCCUACGGCAUCGAUGAAGGAUAUUCUCGACAAGAUGCUAUCCGCCAGCGAGAUGCCUCCAAUUGCACCUCAAAUCGUCCCCACUGGUCCCUGCAAGGAGAACGUUUUGGAAGAGAGCCAAAUUGACUUGACCAAACUCCCCGCCCCUCAAAUUCACCAGGCUGAUGGAGGCAAAUAUAUUCAAACCUACGGAAUGCAUAUCGUUCAAUCCCCUGAUGGAUCGUGGACCAAUUGGUCCAUUGCCCGUGCUAUGGUCUCUGAUGAGAAACACCUGACUGGCCUGGUCAUCGAACCGCAGCACCUCUGGCAAAUCCACCAGAUGUGGAAAAAGGAAGGCCGGGAUGUGCCUUGGGCUCUGGCCUUCGGUGUUCCCCCUGCGGCCAUCAUGGCAUCCAGCAUGCCCAUCCCAGAUGGUGUCACGGAAGCCAGCUAUGUCGGUGCCAUGACCGGAUCCGCCUUAGAACUAGUCAAGUGCGAUACCAAUAACCUUUACGUGCCUGCUACUUCCGAAAUUGUUUUUGAGGGCACCUUGUCAAUCACUGACAAAGGGCCGGAGGGGCCGUUCGGAGAAAUGCAUGGAUACGUUUUCCCUGGUGAUACUCACUUAUGGCCGAAAUACAAGGUGAAUCGCAUUACCUACCGUAAUGAGCCAAUUCUACCCAUGUCAUCCUGUGGUAGGCUGACGGAUGAGACUCAUACCAUGAUUGGUGCCUUGGCUGCUGCAGAGAUCCGCAAAAUUUGCCAGAAGAGCGGCCUUCCUAUUACGGAUUCAUUCUCGCCAUUUGAGUCACAGGUCACCUGGGUUGCUCUUAAGGUGGAUACUGCUCGCCUUCGGGAGAUGAAGACCAAUUCCAAGGAGUUUUCCAAGAAGGUCGGAGAUGUGGUAUUUAACCACAAGGCCGGGUACACCAUCCAUCGCCUGGUUCUUGUCGGCGACGACAUUGAUGUCUCCAACGGCAAAGAUGUCAUGUGGGCCUUCUCGACCCGCUGCCGCCCCAAUUGUGAUGAGACCUUCUUCGAGGAUGUGCGUGGUUUCCCCCUCAUCCCGUACAUGGGCCACGGCAAUGGAUCGCCCACCAUGGGUGGCAAGGUGGUCUCGGAUGCCCUCAUGCCAUCUGAAUAUACGACUGGUCAAGAUUGGGUCGCUGCAGACUUCAAAAACUCGUACCCUGAGGAGCUUCAGAAGAAGGUUUUGGAAAACUGGACCAAAAUGGGAUUCCGAGAGGAGUAA